Messenger RNA from Ictidomys tridecemlineatus (thirteen-lined ground squirrel), 2756 nucleotides. RefSeq names its product elongin BC and polycomb repressive complex 2 associated protein (gene Epop). The record is from RefSeq and is a predicted model, not a curated record. Gene Ontology annotation, biological process: neuron fate commitment. Lineage: Eukaryota; Metazoa; Chordata; Mammalia; Rodentia; Sciuridae.
CCCCUCAGUGGGCACCCCCUCAGGCUGCUCCAUGGAGACUCUGUGUCCCCCUCCCCGCCUGGCAGUGCCGGCGUCCCCGCGAGGGUCGCCCUGCUCCCCUACACCCCGGAAGCCGCGUCGGGGGACACAGGAGUUCUCUCCGCUGUGCUUGCGUGCCCUUGCCUUCUGCGCCCUUGCCAAACCCCGGGCGUCCUCUCUGGGCCUGGGGCCUGGGGAGCUGGCGCCACGGGCCCCGGUGCUGCGGGGCCCUCGAGCCUCCCUGUGCACCGGCAGCUGGGCCCCGGAUGGUCUGAAGUACCUCGGGGCACAGGCCGGGCAGUUCAGUGAUCCAAAAUACCCGGCGGGCGAGGAUGCCGGUGUCGCGGUGUGCCCGGGCGGCGGAGAGGAAGAAGAGGGAGGAGGCAGCUUCCCGCACUUCGGCGCUCGCUCCGACGCACCUCCGGGCCGCUGCCCGGAGCCCCGGCGUCCUCGGGAAUCUUCGACCAGCUCCGCCUCGGCUCCGCCUGGGCCAGACCAGGGUCUCGAGUCCCAGCCUGAUCCAGCCGCCUGCCCGCCUCAGGAUCCUGGCUCCCUGCCUCCGCCGCCACCUGCGGGCCUCUCCACCGAGCCCGCAUGUCCCGGGGCGGCUCCCGAGCCAUCCCUGCAAGGCCAGGAGGCUGCAGUGGAUGGAAACCCCCCGCUGGCGGCCCCCGAGGCAUCAGCCGUUAGUCCCUCGACGGCCAGCGCAGCUCCGGCCCCGCCGGGCGAUCUCCGCCAGGAACAUUUCGAUCGUCUGAUCCGCCGGUCGAAACUUUGGUGUUAUGCAAAGGGCUUCGCCCUGGACACUCCGAGUUUGCGCCGGGGUCCCGAGCGGCCGCCAGCGAAAGGGUCGGCCCGGGGAGCAGCCAAGAAACGCCGGCGGCCACCUCCGCCCCAGCGCAGCGCGCAGCCCCGCCGCCCUGCACCGACACUCCCCACCAACAGCACCUUCAGCCUUCUGGACGCCUUUCCUUGCCCUCCGGCCCUGGUGGUGGGGGAGGACGGAGACUUAGGGCCUGCAUCUUCGCUUCGCCUACAAGGAGACUCUAAGCCCCCGCCUGCCCACCCCUUAUGGAGGUGGCAGAUAGGGGGACCCGCCGUUCCUGAGCCCCCUAGCCUCAAAUUCUGGGGGGUCAACCUGGAAGAACUCUAAGUGUGGGAUCUGUUCUGCCAAGUUUGGGAAAUUGGGGCUACUGCCAAACUGCGGGCUUGAGGAGACCGCCUCAUUUCCCACAUUUGCCUGUUCCCUUCCUUUAGGUUUCUUGGGCUGUGGGCAGAGAGACCUCAAAUGACAGUGAGCUUUAAGCACCUAAGAGGUCGGGGUGAGGUUCCCUCCAACUCAUCUUUGCAGAGGAACCGAGGGCUGGAGUCGGGAGAAGGCUUGACCCCUUAAGGCUGAAUGACACGGAUUCCAAUCCCUCCUCCACCUCGGCUCUCUGGGGCAGGGCCUUCACACCCCAGGGGGGAGAGAAGGAGGCUGGCUCUGGACUGGGAAAAAAAAGGGGGGUGGUGGGGGAGACCUUGGUGAUGGACAAACCGGUUGUUUCUGCGUUGGAGGGCUAGCCUGGGGGUGUGGGGGCUGUGGUAGGGGUGGGAAGGUGAUUGGCAGCGCCCCGGGGGCAUCCCCACCCCCAUCGCCCAGGCCUUUAACCCUUCACUCCCUACCGGCCUUCUUAGCACCACCAGAUCUGUGAUAGGGGAAGGGGGGCAAAUCACCUCCUUCCUGUUUCCUUCCUAGGGCCCCCUAAGUUGGAGUGACCCCUUAAUUGAUGAAAUCUUCAAUAUCAGCCACCAGCCUUUCCCUUUUGUCCACUUUUGGAGUUUCUUCAGUUUUUCUUUGCUUUUUGUUCAUAAGCUCUGAUGGUAAAAGAGCACCCCCCACCUUGGUAAAUUGGCCUUCUCCCCAAGUUGCUCUUCAUAGGAAGAGGGGCAGUGCUGAGGGACCGCGCCCCAUUGAGGAGUUUGCCUGGGGAAGGGGCUGGGGACUGUCCCAGGGAAAGCAAUGGAAGGUGGAAGAAAUCAAUAAAGUCAGACCAAACAAGUUGCCAUUCGAGGUCCACUCCACAAAUUCAUGGAUGGGAGGGGGGUUGAAGUAGAGGGCUGGCCUGAUUCCGUUCUUUGAACACCCAAACAGCCCCCUAAAGGGUGGAGACAAAACAAGCAGUAUUUUACAGAGUGCUAAAUGAAAGGGCUCUUGGCCUAACCUCUAGGGUCUCCUGGGGUUCGAAGGGGAAAGUUUGGGUUUGGAUGGGACCUGGGCUGAGGUACUUUCUUCCUCCUCUAGCCACAGGCAUUUCGGGAGUUGUCAGGGAUCUGAUGGAUCCGAAGGGGGCAGGGCCAGGGGAUUAGGUUUGAGGUCAGAGGUUCUGUUUUCCAGGCGAGGGGAGAGAUAGGCCUGGGCCACGCCCCAGCCCAGAGGGUUCCCUGGAGUCGUAGAGGGGUGGAAUGAACACUUUCGUCCACCUUUCCAGGUGAGGUCAGAGGAGGCCAGGUCUCAGGGUGAUUCCUGGCUGAGGUGAGGGGCAGUUGUGGGACCCUUCUGCCCAUAUUGCGCUGGUGAAUAGCGCUCCCUCUUCCCCCAAAACCAGGGUGAAGGAGGAAUAAUUCCCACAUACAACACUGGGGAAGGACUUGUCUCCUUUUCUGUGAAAAUGCUUUGUAAAAAGUUGUUAUUGUUUGCAUAGAGCAGAUUCUUGAGAAAAAGUGUUUUGCACCACAAAAUUGUGUGUGUUUUCAAA